AUGGGACUUCAGUUUCUCUGCAUUGUGAAUUUCCUUUCUGCUGACUUUGCCUCAUUUUCCGAACAGAUUCCGCAACACAAGCCUCGUUCACAAAAACUGCAGCAUCUCUUGUGGCUAGUUUCAAAUUCAGGAUGUCAGGUUGCAAAUGUUUUCCCUGUCAAUGCUGUCACCCUGGUGCUGCUGGGAGUUCUGACCAUUAUCAUCCUGCUGUAUUUCAACAACGGCUUAAAAACUCCCGGAGUCAGUAACUUCCCCCCGGGACCCCCUCCUCACCCGUUGAUCGGGAACCUGCACAUGUUGGAUCUGAAGGGGCUGAACAAAUCUUUGAUGAAGCUAUCUGAGAAAUAUGGCAAAGUGUUUAGCGUCAAGCUGGGAUCCACAACUACAGUGGUGCUGACUGGCUAUGAAGCAGUGAAGGAUGCCCUCGUGAACAACGCAGAUGAAUUUGCAGAAAGAGCACACCUCCCAAUAUUUCAAGAAAAUUUGAAAGGAUAUGGUCUUAUUUUUGGUCAUGGGGAAUCAUGGAAGCAAAUGCGAAGAUUUACCCUCACCACGUUACGAAAUUUUGGAAUGGGGAAAAAUACCAUUGAAGACAAAAUAAUUGAGGAAUCAGAUUUUCUGGUAAAAAUGAUUGAUUCUCAUAAAGGCCAACCGUUUAAUCCAACUCUCCAACUGAGUUGUGUUGUGGCCAAUGUAAUUUGCUCUAUAGUUUUUGGUGACAGAUUUGACUAUGAGGAUGAAAAGUUUGUCAGCUUAACAUCGAAAAAUGAAAACAUUCAACUUAUUGGUUCACCUAUAGUCCACGAAUCGGACAACCCGAAUUCAUAUUUCCAUGAAGACAACUUACUCUGCACAACGAUUAACCUGUUUGCAGCAGGGAUGGAGACCAUCUCAGCCACACUUCGUUGGGGAAUGCUUCUGAUGAUGAAAUAUCCAGAGAUCCAGAAAAAGGUUCAUGAGGAAAUUACCAGAGUUAUUGGAUCGGAACGACCACCCAGAAUUGAAGAUCGGAAAGAUUUGCCUUACACUGAUGCAGUGAUCCAUGAAAUCCAGAGGUUUGGUGAUGUUGUACCACUGAGCAUUCCACGUGAAACAACAGUGGAUGUAAAUUUCAGAGGUUACUUCAUUCCAAAGGAACCCUUGUGAUUCCGUUGCUGUCCUCUUGUACUGUAUGAUAAAACCCAAUGGGAGAAACCAGAUGAGUUCAACCCAUCUCACUUUCUGAAUGCCGAGGGCAAGUUUGUGAAGAGAGAUGCCUUCAUGCCUUUCUCUGCAGGUCGGAGGGCUUGCGCUGGAGAGACGCUGGCGAAAAUGGAAUUGUUCCUGUUCUUUACCACUUUGAUACAAAAAUUUACUUUUCAAGUUCCACCCAAUGUCAGUGAACUGAAACUUGAGUCUGGUGUAGGUGGAACUUCAUUCCCAAAGUACCCAUAUGUGUGUGCUGUGCGUCGCUGAUGUAACCACUUCACUCAUGAUUUACCUGAUCUCCUGUUUCGUGGAUCAGUUUCAUUAUUCAAUGGCUGUUAUGUUUGAUCUUUGAUCUGCUUGCUGGGUUUGCUGGAUUUGGUUUCCUGUUGGACUGCAGUGAAAAAAUUAUCUCUCCAGCCCUGACUGGACAGUGAGUGGGCAUCACCUGAGGAGCAGAGAUAACAUGGUGUGAAGCUGGAUAAACACAGCAGGCCAAGCAGACCAAGAGGAGCAGGAAAGCUAACGUUUUGGUCGAGACCCUUCUUCAGAAAAGGGGGACGGGAAGGUGGCUCUGAAAUAAGUAGUGAGCGAGGGAGGCGGUGAGAGAAGGUGGAUAGUGGAGCAGAAAAAUCAGCUUUCCUGCUCCUGUAAUGCUGUUUGGCCUGUUGUGUUCAUCCAGCUUCACACCGUGUUAUCUCAGAUUCUUCAGCAUUGGCAGUUUCUAUUACCUGAGGAACAGCAUGUUAGACAUUAAAUUGCGGUUUGCGGGAAUCCAAAUUAUGAACAGUAUACAAUAUUCACUGAUUAUAAGUGAUGGACAUGAGGCAAUUUCAGGGAAAUCUAUAGCCUCUUUUUGUAAAUGUAUCUAUUAUUUCAUUUCUCUUAUUGAGCCGAAAUUAUCCCCACCCUCCUGUCAUGCAGCGUGUUGUUUGAAACAUCUCACUACAGAUUCCACAGGAUAGCUCUAGGCAGAUGGCAUGGGGAUUUAAUCAUCAGUUGUAUGUUUCUUUAGCAAAAUAAAUUUAUGGUGACAGAAGUAUUCAUCUGUGGAGAAAGAGAUACUGAGCUCAGUAUUUCCUCCAAAACAUUUUGAAAUCUACAUAUUCAGCAAUUCUGCAGUGACUUAUUCAUGGAUCAUAAUCAUCUUUAUUUCCUGAAUGAUUCUGUGACAAGAAUUUAAGACUGUUUCAGUGGAGUUUAACCAACCAUUUAAAAAAUAUUCAUCUCACAGAAAAGUACUAUUAUAGCAGAUUCUUUGUCAAGAGCAAAGAUGUAAGAAAAUGAAUAUUAGGCUAAUUUAAUAGGACAUUCCUGUUAACUUCCUAUUUCCUGGGACUUCCAUGGACUGAAAUUAUUUUAAAAAGGCACCAGAAAGCAUGGAUUUAAAAAUGGCACUGCAUUUACCUGACCCACAUGAGUUGGCUGUGUUUCAUUAAACUGACGCGGAUUAAACAAAAUACAGUCUGAGUUAAAAUUAACAUUUUACCCAAGGACAAUGGAACAAGUCAGCCCAGCCCACUGGGAGGCAUGAAAAACUUUGGUCUCCUAGUUUACUUGUGCCAUUAUGAGAAUCUUCAGAUGUUGGAGGUGAACGACUGCGGAGAGUAAUCAAAUUUGCAAAGCAUAACUUCAGCAGAUGGAAUAUAUAAACUAACUCCUAUUUCAAGCAAGUUCCUUUUUGACAGGAGAAAGGAAUGUUAGACAAGAAUGAAUUGUUGACCCCAAUACAUAUCAAGAACCAAUCUAUCUCUGUCUUAAAUGCAGUCAAUGAUAUGGCCACGACAGCCUUCAGUGGCUGGGUCUCACCAUCUGUUCCACAGACGCACCAUGCUUUGGCUGAAUAGAUUUUUAUCUCAGUUGUAAAGGUCAUUCCCUUUCUCUGACUCUGUGCCCUCAGGUUCUCAUGUUUUCUUCCAGUGGAAACAUCUUCUCCACAUCUGUUCUAUUCAGGCUUCUCAGUGUUCUGUACGAUUCAAUGAGAUACCCCCUCAUCCUUGUAAAUUCCAUUGAAUACAGACACAAAGUUUCCAUUUGACAAGCCCUUCAUCUCUGGGAUAAUUUGUGUAAAUCUCCUCUUGAUGCACUCCAAUGCCAGCAUAUCCUUCCUGAGAGAUAUGGCCUAAAAUUGCUCUCAAUAUUAGAAGUGUGCUCUGACCAGAGUGUAACAAACUGUCAGCAGGACAUCUCGACUUUGUUCUAGAGAUAAUAGGAACAGCUGAGCUGGAGUCUGAGUUAACAAAGUGUGUAGCUGAAUGAACACGGCAGGCCAGGUUGCAAUGGAGGAGCAGGAAAGCUGACGUUUCAGGUUGGGACUCUCCUUUAGAAAUGGUGGAGGGGAAGGUGGCUUGGAAAUAAAUUGAGAGAGAGGGAGGCAGUGAUAGAAGGUGGAUAGUGGAGCCGAAGGAGCGGGGAGACGACAGACAGGUCAAGGAGGUGGGGAUGAAGCUUGUAAAUGUAAGUGUA
Stegostoma tigrinum is the source of this 3651-nucleotide messenger RNA. RefSeq names its product cytochrome P450 2K1-like. Gene Ontology annotation, cellular component: cytoplasm; intracellular membrane-bounded organelle. The record is from RefSeq and is a predicted model, not a curated record. Gene Ontology annotation, biological process: xenobiotic metabolic process. Lineage: Eukaryota; Metazoa; Chordata; Chondrichthyes; Orectolobiformes; Stegostomatidae. Gene Ontology annotation, molecular function: heme binding; iron ion binding; oxidoreductase activity, acting on paired donors, with incorporation or reduction of molecular oxygen, reduced flavin or flavoprotein as one donor, and incorporation of one atom of oxygen.